This is a messenger RNA of Carya illinoinensis, 624 nucleotides long. Its product is annotated as germin-like protein 9-3. Gene Ontology annotation, molecular function: manganese ion binding. Gene Ontology annotation, cellular component: cell wall. The transcript has a single exon. The coding region runs from base 1 to 624 and encodes 207 amino acids. NCBI's taxonomy places the organism in Eukaryota, Viridiplantae, Streptophyta, Magnoliopsida, Fagales, Juglandaceae. The record is from RefSeq and is a predicted model, not a curated record.
AUGGCCUCUAAAACUCUCACCAUGAAACUCUUCUCACUACUAGUUUUUUCAUAUGCCAUCAUCAAAAUGGCAACUGCCAGUGAUCCAAACAUCUUAAUAUAUUUUCUAGUCCCCAAAAACUUUAGCGUUGUUGAUGGAAACUUUUUCACAUUUAUUGGCAUGCAUUCCCUUAUCGGAGCAAAACCUCCUACAACAUUUAAGGUCUUUAAAGCAAGCUUAGUUGAAUUCCCAGCUCUGGAAGGACAAAGUGUUUCCUAUGUUAUCCUUGAAUUUGCAAAUGGCUCCACUAAUCCACCCCACAUCCAUCCCCGCUCAGCUGAGCUCCUUUUUCUUGUUGAGGGUUCUCUGCAGGUAGGGUUUGUUGAUACAACCAACAAGCUCUACACUCAAAUACUUCAAACUGGUGAUAGGUUUGUGUUUCCCAAAGGACUUGUUCACUUUCAGUACAAUGCUAACUCUGAAAAUUCUGCUAUAGCGAUUGCAUCUUUUGGGAGUGCAAAUGCUAGAACUGUUUCACUUCCAAACACUUUGUUUGCCACUGGGAUCAAUGACACUGUGUUGGCUAAAUCCUUCAAGACCGAUGUUCCCACCAUUCAAGCUCUUAAGGAUGGUCUUGUUCCCUAG